AUGUCUGGAAGGAACGCGCCGCGCUCAAAGAGUGGCUGCAGCACCUGUCGGCGGCGCAAGGUGAAAUGCGGCGAAGAACGACCCGUCUGCAAGCGAUGUCUGAAUCUUCAUCUCAGCUGUGAAUGGGGCGUUCCCGUGAAGCGUGGCCGCAGUGCUCAAAUUCGACAUCUUCAGCCCGCCCAAACGGCCCCGGAUCAGACGCUAUGGCCGGCGUCGGAAGCUGGUGAUGGGGUGGUGGACAUUUCGCCCGACGCGCUCCUCGAUGGCUUCUCACCAAUAUCAUGGCCUGGCGAUACAAUACCGUUGGAGCCUCCACACGUAACAUCUUUUUAUCCGCCUGUCGCCCCCAUCCGAAUAACAACGCCCCUCUACCCCCCAUUGGGCGGCAACGAGAUCGCAUGUGCGAACUCUCUCACACUCACCGAGCAUGACCAAAAAUACUUUCAAUAUUUCCCCUCCUCGUCCAUUGUCCAUUACUAUAUGAAAGGAUGGGAUUGGAGUAGCCUGGGUUAUCUUUACCAAGGUCCGGCUGCUACGAACAAGGUCAUCAUGCGAAUGAUCCUGGCCUUGUCCGCCAGCGACAUGUAUCGCCAUGGAUUGGCGGUCAGAUCGCCAGGUCGGCCGACUGCUGAAGAUCAUGGGCGUUUUCACUAUAGUCUGGCCGUUAAGGAGUUCCGGCAACUCCUGGAGACCCCCCGGAGGCAAGUCUCCGUGGCCGAGCUCGAGAUAAUAUUUGCCACCAUGUUCCUCAUGGUAGUGUACGAAUGGCAAUUUGGCAACUCGGUGCGCCAUCUACAGCUUCAUCUCCACGGAGUUCGGUCACUGCUGGAGUCUCACCCCCAGCUUUUCCGCAUCAAGGACGUCAAUGAUGUGUUCUUGACUGCUGACGACGAUCCGACAUCCCUGGAGGAUGCGGUCGCAGCAAAAGUUUCAUUUAUCCCAGAACAAUUUCUUCUAUGGAUGCUUUCCCGGCCCAUGGGCCUGACGGAAUCACUUUAUGAUUAUGUCAUGCAAUCCAAUAAUCCCGCGUUACAUCCAGAUCAUCUUCAUCGAUGUGCUCGUCUUUGGGGACGAUGUUUCUGGGGCAAGCGAUAUCCAGACCAACAGGUUUUGGAUGACAUUGAAAAUUAUCGAGCUCUGGAGUUACUACAUGCUGGUUUCACCUUACGCCACCGGACCUGGAAGGUGCUGGUAGACUCUGGGUCUGCUCCCGAUACCGCCGAGUCACUUUUCCGUGAGAUCAUUUCCACGCGUGAUAAAUAUUCUGACCUGUUCAUCACCGCCAAAUUCGCCGGAGCCGUUUCCGCCCGACGCACACUCAACACAAUAUACAUGGCUGUUUGUACAUUUCAUGCCCAAAUCCUGGCUCACCGUCGGCUACUUUGCGUAGACAGUUUACCGGCAGCUAUCCAUCGGCAAGCCACAGCUGGAAUCAUAGAUAUUGCCCGCAAGCAGUACGCGGCCGAUCCCCGACUACUACGACGUCUACACUGGUCUCUCCUGAUGGCCGUUAUCGAGACGGACGACGCUAACCAACAAGUAUGGCUCCGACAACGCCUUUUCGAACUACGAGGCUUCCACUCAGAGUACGUUUGGGCCAACGAGAUGGCCGAUGAGGUCCUGGCUCGGCAGGACGUGAGCCAGGGCUGCUACGUGAAUCUUGCCGAGCUACUGCUCCAGCGACUUCAUUCGCCAUGA
Molecule: messenger RNA, 1698 nt
Organism: Penicillium odoratum
Lineage: Eukaryota; Fungi; Ascomycota; Eurotiomycetes; Eurotiales; Aspergillaceae
Product: Zn(II)2Cys6 transcription factor
Exons: 4
Coding region: 1-1698 (565 amino acids)
Biological process (GO): regulation of DNA-templated transcription
Molecular function (GO): zinc ion binding; DNA-binding transcription factor activity, RNA polymerase II-specific
Source: RefSeq, a predicted model, not a curated record